GAUGUUUACACAAUGAAUCAACGAAUACACACAAACACAUGCAUACACACGACGACGACGACGACGGAUCAGCACCGACUUGAUGGUGAAUAACCUAAUGAAAGCACAUAAUACUUGGAUUUUGUUUUUGACACAACCAAAUAUAUCACAAACAAUUGUUUUGCGUUUUAAGGACGCUACAUUUUUAUUCCAUAAAUUAGUUGAUACAAAUUGAGUCGAUUGAAAAUUUGGUGGCGCAAUGUCGUUCAUAAAUCAACUUGAAAUGAAACAAUAUCUGGGCAAUGCCCUCGAUUGCGUUGAAUUCAAACUGAUUCGUAAUCGCAGUGAAAUCGACGAUAACACAGCAACUUCGUUCCAUCCGGAGUUUGCCCAUCAGAUUUUCGGUGAAAAUGAAUGCAUUUUUGGUUACAAAGACCUGAAAAUUCGUCUCUUUUAUACGGCUGGCCCAUUGAAUAUAUACAUGGGCUUGAAGUAUACGUCGCGCAUUGAAGAUAUUCAAAGUGAUGGUCUCAAGAGUGAUGAUGUGACUGGAGAUAUUUCAAAACUCUUGACCACCGGCUGCUAUUACACAAAUAUCGAUGAAUUCCUCAAAAAAUUGGAUAAAGAAGAAUCAUUCGUACCGUUUGGCGAGAAAAUCUUUAGCUGGGACAUUGAACAGGACAACAAUACACGUCGCACAUUCGAAAUCUACGAGUGUAGCGUUAAAACACCCGGUUUUCUAGCCUAUCAUGCACGGCUACAAACAUUUUUACUAUGGUUUGUCGAUGCCGCAUCGUACAUUGAUACCACUGAUGACCAGUGGAUGUUUUUCGUUGCUUAUGAAAAGUACACAUCGACGAGCAACGGUAACACUCAAUACGCCACCGUUGGAUACUCCACUGUUUAUACAUACUAUGCCUAUCCGCAGAACAUUCGGCCGCGUAUCAGUCAAAUGUUGGUUUUGCCACCGUUCCAAAGCAUGGGCAUCGGGGCACAAAUCAUUGAAACCAUUUACAACAAAUUCAAUCGCGAUGAUAAGGUGGUCGAUAUCACGGUUGAAGACCCGUCGGAUGAUUUUCGUCGCGUUCGCAACUUUGUUGAUGCCAAAUUGUGCUACGCUUUGCCAGAGUUUGCGCCGGAAAAACUAAAGGAAGGCUUCUCCAAAGAAAUGAUUGAGGCAGCAAAGCAAAAAUACAAAAUCAACCCAAAACAAUGCCGUAUUGUGUAUGAAAUUCUGCGAUUGAAAGCAACCAAUGUAAAUGAUCCAGAUGAAUACACGGCGUACCGUUUAUGCGUAAAGAAGCGAUUGAAUGUGCCGCAUCACAAGCAGAAAGAAGACUUGAAGAAAAUGGAAAAACGAGGUGUUGACGUGACCACCACAGCUGCAACCAUACCGUCAACUGAAGAACGCAUCUGUCAAUUGAAGGAGGAAUACGAGGCCCACGAAGAGGAGUAUUACAGAAUAAUCAAUCGUCUCAAGUUGCGGGCUCACUAAAUCAACACAAAAAACAUCGAUUUGAUUUAAAUUACUGUUUUAUUUUUUUGCUCACGUUUUUUUUUUGUUCACACAUUUUUCUUUGUUAUGAUUUUAAAUUGAAUUGUUGGCCCAGUGAUGUCAGCAUGGAAUGGGGAGUCAUUCAUCUAAUCGUUUGACUCGACAUGUUGUUUUUUAAAGAGAUUGUAUGAUGAAAGAUCGCUUAACAUUUAAGUUUUGAUACGCAUUUUGGCAGUUUGCCUGUAAAAUGCGACACUGAAACAGUAAAGAAAAAUAAAAUAAAGUUCAUCGAUUUGAAAAAAAUUUGAAAAAAAAAACUGUGUUG
Molecule: messenger RNA, 1799 nt
Organism: Sitodiplosis mosellana (orange wheat blossom midge)
Lineage: Eukaryota; Metazoa; Arthropoda; Insecta; Diptera; Cecidomyiidae
Gene: Hat1
Product: histone acetyltransferase type B catalytic subunit
Exons: 6
Coding region: 239-1474 (411 amino acids)
Biological process (GO): subtelomeric heterochromatin formation
Cellular component (GO): nucleus
Molecular function (GO): histone H4 acetyltransferase activity; histone binding
Source: RefSeq, a predicted model, not a curated record